GGUAUGCACCUCUAUUUUGCUGGUUUGCUAUCCACCAUUAACUGAAAGAAGAAGAAGAAGAAUCCAAAUGGCGGAAUACACAGAUCUCGGUGGCGCAGCCGAUGAGCUCCCUGAACUAUCUGACAGUGAGGAUGAAGACCAGUGGAUGGAGGAAGAAGAUGAACAUGAGACUGCAGAACGUGUGUUGUGCCUCUUCUGUGACCGGUGUCUCCAUUCUGUUUUUGAAACUUUCCAUCACUGCCAGGCAGAUCACGGCAUUAGCAUAGCAGAUUUGGUGAAAAAGCACAGGCUUGAUGACUACGGAUACAUAAAGAUGAUAAACUAUAUUAGAACAGCGAAGUGCAGCGUGGAGAGUUUGACUUUGUGUUCAGACGGUGUUUUGCCAUGGAGCGGAGAUGAGUACAUGAAGCCGGCUCUGCCUGAUGACGCACUACUGCAGAUCGAUGUGGCGGAGCUGGGCGGAGACGCGACGUGCAAUGAUGUGUCCGUGUGGGUUCGGAGAGCACAGCAGGCAGAGGAGAAUCUCAGCCGUGCCAUGGAAGACCUGCGUAAACUCAAAACACUCGCUCAGGGCCUGGUGCUGAACUCGGACGUGACGCAGAAGCAUGCAGGGAGCGUAGCCGAGCUGCGAGAAGAUGAGGACGAGGCCUAUUUCAGUUCUUACGGGCAUUACAGCAUCCACGAGGAAAUGCUCAAGGACAAAGUGCGCACCGAGAGCUACCGGGAUUUUAUGUACGGCAACCCGGAUUUGUUCAAGGACAAAGUGGUGCUAGAUGUGGGCUGUGGUACUGGAAUCCUAUCCAUGUUUGCUGCUUGUUCUGGGGCCAAGAAGGUCAUUGGUGUUGACCAAUCAGAAAUCAUCUAUCAUGCUAUGGACAUUGUUAGAGCUAAUCAUCUUGAGGACACAAUCACACUGAUUAAAGGCCGGAUAGAGGAAGUGGAGCUUCCAGUGGAGAAAGUGGACAUCAUUAUUUCGGAGUGGAUGGGCUACUUCCUCCUUUUUGAGUCGAUGCUGGAUUCUGUGAUAUUUGCCAGGGGUCGAUACCUCACCGAGAGAGGUUCAGUUUAUCCUGACCAAUGCAGCGUUAGCCUAGCAGCAGUGGGCGAUGCAGAGAAACACCGGGGUCAUAUCGCGUUCUGGGACGAUGUUUACGGCUUCAAGAUGCCAUGCAUGAAGAAGGCGGUGAUUCCUGAAGCCGUGGUCGAGGUUUUGAAAGCCGAAACGGUCAUCUCGGAGCCGACUGUUAUCCGGACUUUGGACUGUAAUACUGUCACUCUCGAUGAGCUGGAGUUCACUGCUGAUUUUACCCUGAAGAUAACAGCAAACACAUUCUGCACCGCUGUCGUGGGCUAUUUUGAUAUUUUUUUUGACCGAGACUGCACGAACAAGGUGAUGUUCUCUACAUCUCCUCACUGCACUAAGACUCACUGGAAGCAGACAGUUUUCUUUCUGGAGAAUCCUAUUCCUGUCCAAUCAGGUGACGAACUGCCAGGGCGAAUAACGGUCUGUAAAAACAAGAAGGACCCACGAGCGUUAAUUGUUACGCUAAACAUUUCCGAUUGGAAGCAGACGUACUGUGUGCAGUGAAACUCGGAAGCGCUGAUGGUUUUUAUCAAUGGGUCGAAACAGCUUUGCACAUAGAACUGAUGCAGAAUUGUUUUAGUCUGUAAAAAAAAAAACUCUGUAAUAAAACAUUGUAGAGUUUA
Molecule: messenger RNA, 1707 nt
Organism: Ictalurus punctatus (channel catfish)
Lineage: Eukaryota; Metazoa; Chordata; Actinopteri; Siluriformes; Ictaluridae
Gene: prmt3
Product: protein arginine methyltransferase 3
Exons: 16
Coding region: 68-1588 (506 amino acids)
Biological process (GO): peptidyl-arginine methylation
Cellular component (GO): nucleus
Molecular function (GO): protein-arginine N-methyltransferase activity
Source: RefSeq, a predicted model, not a curated record